GUUGUGUACAAAAACAACGACGUGCGACUCGAGCUGUCCAGGAUGGCCAAACUGGGUGAUGCCAAGAUGAAGGUUCAUGGCAUCGUGGCUUUCAAAUGUGAGAACGUGGCAACCCUUGACCCAAUCACCUUCGAGACCCCCGAGUCCUUCAUAACGCUCAACAAGUGGAACGCCAAGAAGACGGGCUCCAUCUCCUUUGACUUCCGCACCACAGAGCCCAAUGGGCUUCUCCUCUUCAGCCACGGCAAGCCCAAACAGGCACCUAAGGUGAUUUCAAUAUAAUUUUAUUAAAGACAUUUAAAUGUUUUGCUUGUUUUAUGGUAUUUUAUUCAUCCUGAUUUAUUUGUUUAUCUUCUUCACUUUUUUACUGUGUGUUGGGAUUUUAAACGCUCUUUAAAUAAUUGAAUUCAAGGAUUCCAAGAGCCCCCUGACACUGAAGGUGGACUUCUUUGCCAUCGAGAUGUUGGACGGCCACCUAUAUCUACUGUUGGACAUGGGGUCAGGGACCACCAAGACCAGAGCCAUCAACAAGAAGGUCAACGAUGGGGAGUGGUACCACGUGGACUUCCAACGGGACGGACGAUCA
This is a messenger RNA of Coregonus sp. 'balchen', 586 nucleotides long. The record is from the annotation of a GenBank genome assembly. Lineage: Eukaryota; Metazoa; Chordata; Actinopteri; Salmoniformes; Salmonidae.